AUGGACUCCGCAGAGUUUCGUGAGGCAGCUCGCACAGCCAUUGACGAGAUCACUGACUAUUACGACAAUAUCUCCUCCCACCGUGUCGUGUCCGACGUGAAGCCAGGCUACCUCCGCCCUCUCCUCCCAUCAUCAGCCCCCCUCGAAGGAGAGCCUUGGAGCGAUAUCCACGCAGACAUCGGGUCCAAAAUCCUUCCCGGAAUCACCCACUGGGCCAACCCCCGAUUCAUGGCCUUUUUCCCCUGCUCAAGCAGUUAUCCUGCUGCCCUGGCCGAAAUGUACUCUACUGCCUUCUGUGGUGCCUACUUCAACUGGAUCUGCAGCCCAGCUGCCACAGAGCUUGAAACAAUCGUGAUGGACUGGCUCGCUAAAGCUCUCGCUCUCCCGGAAUGCUAUCUGAGCGGCGGUAGUACCCAUGGAGGAGGUGUUAUUCACGGGAGUGCUUGCGAAGCGAUCCUCACUGUUAUGUGCGCUGCUCGCGAUAAGUAUCUCGCUGCUGUCACCAAGGGCAUGGAUGAAGAUGCUGUCUGGGACGUACGCAGCAGACUCGUCGCGCUGGGAAGUUCUGGAACUCACUCGAGUACCAAGAAAGCAGCUCAGAUCCUCGGACUCCGCUUCGUCGCUAUUCCCGUCGCUGAGCAAGACGGACUCGCCAUGACGGGUCGUGCUGUCGCCAAGACGGUAGAUGAGUUGCGCGCCCGUGGGCUGGAACCCUUUUACCUAACUGUUACGAUGGGCACGACGGAUGUUUGUGCAGUGGAUGACUUUGCAGGCAUCGUCGAAGCGCUGUCUCCUACUGCUGGGACAGAAAGGGAUAUCUGGGUCCACGUUGAUGCGGCCUAUGCAGGAACUGCACUUCUUCUUGAGGAGAAUCAGCCGUUGACUACACCAAUGGCUGACUUUCACUCUUUCAACUUCAACCCGCACAAGUGGAUGCUCACUACUUUCGACUGCUCUGCUCUUUGGGUCCGAUCCCGAGCCUGGCUUAUCCAAUCUCUCAGCAUCAAACCGCCGUACCUGCGGAAUCAGUUUUCCGAUAAUGAACUGGUCACUGACUAUCGCGAUUGGCAAAUCCCUCUUGCACGACGCUUCCGCUCUCUUAAGCUAUGGUUCGUUCUUCGCAGCUACGGGAUUAGAGGACUACAAGCGCACAUCCGAAAUGGAGUUACGCUUGGUGAAUCUCUGCAGAGCAAGCUGGCUAGUCGACCUGAUCUAUUCACAAUCUUUACCUCUGCGCGGUUUGGCCUAGUGACUUUUCGAGUCAAGGGAGCUGAUGAAGCGGAGAUCAACGCUCGGACGGAAGAGCUUUAUGAAUGGGUUAACAGGACUGGGGAGUUUUAUCUUACUAGCACUGUUGUCAAUGACAAGUUUGCGAUUCGUGUGUGUACAGGUGUUGAGAGGGUUCGAGAGGAGCAUGUACAGCGGAUCUUUGAUGUUUUGGUUGAGAGGACGGAAGCAGAGUUGGGUAAAACUAAGCAGUGA
Molecule: messenger RNA, 1482 nt
Organism: Fusarium tjaetaba
Lineage: Eukaryota; Fungi; Ascomycota; Sordariomycetes; Hypocreales; Nectriaceae
Product: aromatic-amino-acid decarboxylase
Exons: 2
Coding region: 1-1482 (493 amino acids)
Biological process (GO): amino acid metabolic process
Molecular function (GO): pyridoxal phosphate binding; carboxy-lyase activity
Source: RefSeq, a predicted model, not a curated record